Messenger RNA from Eruca vesicaria subsp. sativa (arugula), 381 nucleotides. NCBI's taxonomy places the organism in Eukaryota, Viridiplantae, Streptophyta, Magnoliopsida, Brassicales, Brassicaceae. The record is from the annotation of a GenBank genome assembly.
AUGUACUUUUAUCUCCCGGAAAACAAGGAUGGAUUGGAUGAUCUUGUCAAGGCAAUGGCAUCUACUUCUGGAUUCAUGGACAAUCACGUUCCAAGAAGUAAAGUUUUAGUUAGUGAAUUCAGAAUCCCAAAGUUUAAGAUUGCUUAUGGCUUAAACAGCAACGACUUGGGGUUACGUUCAGUGGAUUUGUUUCAUAAAGCAUGUGUGGAGAUUAAUGAAGGCGCUGAAGCUGCUGCUACAACUUUUACAAUCGCUUGUGGAUGUGCGAUGCCAAUGAAGCCUCCUAAGCGGAUAGAUUUUGUGGCAGAUCAUCCCUUUGUGCACCAAGUAGUGGCUCUAGCAAGGGAAGCUUGUGCUUCUGGCCUCGUAAAGAAUAUAUAA